Molecule: messenger RNA, 333 nt
Organism: Amoebophrya sp. A25
Lineage: Eukaryota; Dinophyceae; Syndiniales; Amoebophryaceae
Source: the annotation of a GenBank genome assembly
AGAAUGUGGAUUUUUCUAGGGUUAGUACGUCGGAGUGUCUUCAUCAGCCAGCAGGCGGCCAUCUACCUGUAGGAACUCAGCAGCAGCCGAUGAUGCCGUGGGAUCAUGUUGCUGGUUCUGGCUGGCAAGGUGGUCCUGUACACGAGCAUAAUGGAGGUGGAAUUGGAAGCGCUUUCUUUGAGGAUUUUGGUGCAGGUGGAGGUGAUCUCUCUCAACACAUUCUGGAAAACCAAGGAUUUUGGACCAAUCAGCAUGCCUUUCUUCCUCCUCCGCACUUCUUCGACCAUAGAAACUACCAACAUACUAUGCUGGUGCCCCCGGUGCCGCCCGUGC